GUCUCUGCCAACUACUUGUCCGGGUAACUAAUCGGCAAAUUUUUUCCAUGAAAAUUACCGAAAUUUAGACGGAAAUCAUCGUUUGAGCUUGGUCUGUGCGUGCUGCGUGCAACGCGUAAAAAAUGAGUGAAAAGGUCCGACGCCAGUCAAAAAUGGCAAAAACGAAUUACAAUCAAUCGUUGCCAGCCCUCCUUACGUUUUCGGUGCUUUUUGUUGCCUGGAUCUCGGGUUUUGCAUCGCGGCUCUUUGCCGUCAUCCGUUUCGAGAGCAUCAUCCACGAGUUCGAUCCAUGGUUUAACUAUCGAGCCACGGCGUAUAUGGUGAAAAAUGGCUUUUAUAACUUCUUGAAUUGGUUCGAUGAGACAGCAUGGUAUCCUUUGGGACGUAUCGUUGGAGGAACCGUUUAUCCAGGUUUAAUGAUAACCUCCGGCGGCAUCCAUUGGCUAUUACACACCCUCAACAUUCCCAUCCACAUUCGUGACAUUUGCGUAUUUCUCGCCCCCAUCUUCAGCGGCUUAACCGCCAUCUCAACGUACUUACUGACAAAGGAACUUUGGUCUCCGGGCGCCGGCUUAUUCGCUGCAAGUUUCAUCGCCAUCGUGCCCGGUUACAUCAGUCGUUCCGUCGCCGGUUCGUACGACAACGAAGGCAUCGCCAUCUUCGCCCUGCAAUUCACGUACUAUUUAUGGAUCAAAUCCGUGAAAAGUGGCUCCGUUUAUUGGGCAGCAAUGGCAGCUUUAUCGUACUUUUACAUGGUUUCCGCAUGGGGUGGUUACGUUUUCAUCAUCAAUUUGGUCCCUUUGCACGUUUUCGUUUUGCUGCUCAUGGGACGCUAUUCGCCGCGACUUUUCACGAGUUACACAACUUUUUACAUCAUCGGCUUGAUUUGUUCGAUGCAAAUUCCCUUUGUGGGCUUUCAACCGAUCAAAACGAGCGAACAUAUGGCAGCGGCGGGAGUUUUCGCAUUGCUUAUUGCUGUCGCUUUUUUGAAACAUUUGCAAACGAUCCUCACGAAACAAGAAUUUAAGAAGCUUUUUGUCAUCGGAGGCUUGAUUGCAGCUGCUGUCGUCUUUGGAACGGUCGUUUUAUUGACUUUGGCAGGCGUUAUUGCUCCCUGGUCCGGCAGAUUUUACUCCUUAUGGGAUACGGGAUACGCGAAAAUCCAUAUUCCGAUUAUUGCGUCGGUAAGUGAACAUCAACCGACCACGUGGUUUUCAUUUUUCUUCGAUUUGCACAUUCUCGUGUGCAUUUUCCCCGUCGGAUUGUGGUAUUGCAUCAAGCGGAUCAACGACGAACGCGUUUUUGUGGUCCUCUAUGCCUUGAGUGCGGUUUAUUUCGCUGGCGUCAUGGUUCGUCUCAUGCUAACAUUGACUCCGGUCGUUUGUAUGUUGGCUGGCGUCGCUUUUUCGGGCAUCCUGGAGGUAUUUUUGAAGGAAGAUCAGGCUCCGGUGCCCAAAGACAGCGUGGAUUCGGAGCAAGAUGAGUCUCCGGCAGAGAAAAAACAACUUUACGACAAAGCUGGGAAGCUAAAAAGGACGAAACACGAAGCAAGUCAUUCAGCACACGAGCAAGGAGGCUUAAGUUCGAACCUGAAAUCGAUCGCAGUGGUUGCGAUUUUGAUGCUUUUGAUGCUUUUCGCGGUGCAUUGCACUUGGGUGACCUCAAAUGCUUAUUCCAGUCCUUCGAUUGUGCUCGCUUUCUAUAAUAGUCAAGAUGGCACGCGAAAUAUCCUCGACGAUUUUCGUGAAGCGUACUAUUGGUUGUCCCAAAACACGGAAGAUAACGCUCGCAUCAUGUCUUGGUGGGAUUACGGCUAUCAAAUUGCCGGAAUGGCGAAUCGAACGACGCUGGUCGAUAAUAAUACGUGGAAUAACAGCCAUAUCGCGCUCGUUGGCAAGGCAAUGUCAUCCACGGAGGAAAAGGCAUACGACAUUAUGACAUCACUCGACGUCGAUUACGUUCUCGUCAUCUUUGGAGGCGUCAUCGGGUACUCGGGCGACGAUAUUAACAAAUUUUUGUGGAUGGUUCGUAUCGCGGAAGGCGAACACCCGAAGGAUAUUCGUGAAAGUGACUAUUUUACGGAUCGCGGCGAAUUCAGAAUCGAUUCUGAGGGUUCGCCAACUUUGCUGAAUUGUUUGAUGUACAAAUUGAGUUAUUAUCGAUUCGGGGAUUUGCGAUUGGAUUACAGAGGUCCAGCGGGAUAUGACAGAACCAGAAAUGCAGUAAUUGGGCAUAAAGAUUUCGAUUUGACGUAUUUGGAAGAGGCGUAUACGUCGGAGCAUUGGCUUGUGAGAAUCUAUCGUGUGAAGAAACCGCAUGAAUUUAAUAGGCCAAAGUUGAAUCCCGAGGAUCGUGUUGUUCAGUAUGAUGAUUUUGUAUCGAGAAAGUCCACAAAAAGGAAAAAGGGGGUACUUAAAAAUCGUCCACAAAUCGUCAAAGGCAAACGCACCGCAACAACAUCAACCAGCAAUUAGACUCUGACUGACAGCAAAAAACAAGACAUCGUCGACUGAUUGUGAUUCGUGUAAAAAAAAAUAAAAUUUACAAAGAAAUGUUUAAAGACAAAAAAAAAUAUUUUUCGCCAAAUUUUUUUUCUUAAUUUUUCUCAACAUUUCUUUAACACAAAAAAAAAAUCAAAAAAAUAGAACUGACAUAAAAUUAAAAAAAAAAUCAUAUUUUGAGGAAAAAACGUAUGUGUGGCCUUACGUUCGCUUCUUCAUAAUUUCCGUCGUUGUCAAAAAAAAAAUAAGGCUUUCACAUUCAAUUUAGCACUAAUUUGUUUUUUCCGUUACACUUUAUUUAACUUUUAAGUAGCAAUUUCAAAGAAUUUUUUAAUUUCACGCACUUUUCAUAUCAAAUUUGUUGCAUUUUUAGGUUUUAUUAGUGAUUGAAUGUUUAUAAGAGACAAAAAAAAAUAAUUAAAAAAAAUGUCGCGUAACUAUUAGAAAUUAGAUAGAUAGAGAGUAAAUAGAAAUAGUAACGAUGCCUGUAAAAAAACGGUAUUCACUUGCAUUUCUACUGAUGUAAAAAAUAAAAUUUGAAAAAUAAAACAUGAAAA
This is a messenger RNA of Culicoides brevitarsis, 3058 nucleotides long. RefSeq names its product dolichyl-diphosphooligosaccharide--protein glycosyltransferase subunit STT3B (gene Stt3B). Gene Ontology annotation, biological process: post-translational protein modification. The transcript has 6 exons. Gene Ontology annotation, molecular function: dolichyl-diphosphooligosaccharide-protein glycotransferase activity. NCBI's taxonomy places the organism in Eukaryota, Metazoa, Arthropoda, Insecta, Diptera, Ceratopogonidae. The coding region runs from base 123 to 2474 and encodes 783 amino acids. Gene Ontology annotation, cellular component: membrane. The record is from RefSeq and is a predicted model, not a curated record.